AAGAAGCCAUUAUAUUUUUUAGAUAACUUAUAUUCUCUGAAUUCAAAUGAAGAGUUGGAUAGUGUGACUACAGGAAAGUCUGACAACAAAGUAAUCGAUAAUAGCAACAAUAUCAGCAAUACAGAAGUGGAAUCACAAAAUAAUUCAUGUAAACAAAGUCAUACGAGACAUGAAGAUAUACUAAAUUUAGAUAUAAAGCUAAAAUUAAUAAAGGAUAUAUUAGUUCAAAAAGAAUUUAAAACAUUAGAUUAUGGGCUUAAUAAAUUACAAAACUAG
This is a messenger RNA of Dentiscutata erythropus, 276 nucleotides long. NCBI's taxonomy places the organism in Eukaryota, Fungi, Glomeromycota, Glomeromycetes, Diversisporales, Gigasporaceae. The record is from the annotation of a GenBank genome assembly.